CCUUCCCCACUCUCAAAACACACGCGCCCACACGCGCACACACUUCCCAUAAUCCAUCUUUUCUUCCUAAAUCAAAAACCACUAACCCCACCCCCCCACUUCACUAGUUUUCCCCGACCAGACCAGUCCCAUCCUAACCUUUGAGAUUUUCCAAGUGAUUCUCUCCCCCGUGAUCUGCCUAUAAAUCUACUAAGCACACUCUCAAAGGAUACAGUCACAUAUAGAGAAAGCAAAAAAAAAAAAUGUCAAUGGACUUGAUGGCAACCGAACGUGUUUGUUAUGUUCACUGCAACUUCUGCAACACCAUUCUAGCGGUAAGUGUUCCAUACAGCAGUUUGCUAACCAUAGUGACGGUUAGAUGUGGACAUUGUGCCAAUUUGCUAUCAGUUAACAUGGGAGCGUCACUUCCAACAUUUCCUCCUCAAGAUCCCCAGUCACAGAAACAGCACCUGAGCUUUGAAGAACCAAGCAGCAAGGAACUGGGAUCAUCUUCAAAAUGUAACAAAAUAGCACCAUUUGAGGCAGUAGAGCAUGAACAACCUAGGAUUCCUCCCAUUCGUCCUACAGAGAAGAGACAUCGCGUUCCUUCUGCUUAUAACCGGUUCAUUAAAGAGGAAAUUCAAAGGAUUAAGGCUAGUAAUCCCGAUAUCAGCCACAGGGAGGCUUUCAGCUCCGCAGCCAAAAACUGGGCACAUUUCCCUCACAUUCACUUUGGAUUAAAGCUGGAUGGCAACAAACAAGCAAAGUUGGACCAGGGUGAAGGAACUGAAAAGUCUAAGGGAUUCUACUGAUAUAAAUGGAAGCCUGUGAGUAUCAGCUUGUUUUUUUCAUGCUUGACCUAAAUCAGUGAAAAAUGAGGUUGAUCAAAUUUCCCAAUCGUACAACUGGGAUGGGAAACUCCUGCAAAGCCUCUCACCAAUGUUUAAUAGUACAUGUAUUGCCCUUUUCUACAUUAUUGUUAUGAAAUGAUUGCUAUUCUUGUGAUUGCAUUUAUUGUGUUAAAUUUGAACACUUAAGUAAA
Messenger RNA from Abrus precatorius (Indian licorice), 1021 nucleotides. Its product is annotated as putative axial regulator YABBY 2. NCBI's taxonomy places the organism in Eukaryota, Viridiplantae, Streptophyta, Magnoliopsida, Fabales, Fabaceae. The coding region runs from base 243 to 791 and encodes 182 amino acids. The transcript is spliced from 7 exons. The record is from RefSeq and is a predicted model, not a curated record. Gene Ontology annotation, cellular component: nucleus. Gene Ontology annotation, biological process: multicellular organism development; cell fate commitment.